AUGUUAGCCAGUUGUCACAUUCUGACCACUCAAUGCCAUCUUUUAGCAAAUGGUUCCGGCGGGCUUGAAUAUGUCAAAGAGGCUGGUGGAACAUUUAUAACGUCUGGUCUUGCGAAAAGCUUUGGUUAUGACUGCCUCCAUGGAGAUAUUUAUUUCUACGAGUUUCGUGGCAAAAAUCAACAGUAUGAAGUGAAAAAGCUUAAGAUUGCUAAACCGUUUGAUCGACGUUAUUUCGCCCCCUACGGAAUCAGUUCUUUCGUAAGCAAAGGUCGCAUAAUGAUCUAUGUAAUCAACAGCUACCAAAACAAUGCUUCUGUUGAGGUUUUUCAAUACAAUUCCGCAACAAUGACGCUUCGGCACCGAAAAACUAUCAGGAAUUCCUUUUUUAGAAAUAUGAUGGACUUGGUUGUCGUUGGUGCUGACCGGUUUAUAGCUACAAAUUUCGUCUACAGUACAUACCGGCCUCUUCAGUUUGUAGAGCUAGCUUUACAGACACCACUUGGAUCUGUUGUGUAUUAUGAUGGCAGAACAGCUACUUACCUUGAAAGGAAAUUGAACAUUGCUCAAGAAAGACGUGAACUUAAAAAUGCGUCUCUCUUUUGUGAGGCGAUAUUGUGCAUUAAUGAGGAGGAGCACAGGUUCUUCCCUUCACCAAGCGGCAUAGCAGUGGAUAGAAACCGAGAAUACCUAUAUGUAGCAAGCAGCAUUGAAGAGGUUAUAAGAGUGUACCGUUUAAAAAAAGACAUGUCGAUAGUGAAACAAACCGAGAUUAACUUACUAACAGCUCCAAUGGGCAUCUUUGUCGAUACCGAGUAUGGUGACUUAUGGGUAGCUACGCAACCGGUGUUGUACAAAGCAUUACAGCAUUUACGCAACCCUCUGCUAAGAGAACAUCGGUCUCCAUCUCAAGUGUUAAGGAUACGAAUUCAGAGGGACCGUAAAAGCUGGGUGAUUACGGAGCCAUAUGCCAACGACGGAGCAACGCUGUGGGGAUCAACAUCUGUUUUAUUCUUUCAAGAUCAGAUGUUGGUCGGCAGCUGGUUUGGAAGGUUGCUUCACUGUAAUAUUGAAUAUCCACAGCUUACCUAA
Enterobius vermicularis (human pinworm) is the source of this 1089-nucleotide messenger RNA. NCBI's taxonomy places the organism in Eukaryota, Metazoa, Nematoda, Chromadorea, Rhabditida, Oxyuridae. The record is from the annotation of a GenBank genome assembly.